AUGAAGCAAGGCCUUCAAGAGCUGUCACUGUGUCACACCACCAACCACAUGGGACCUUCACCAGAAUUUAGGGAGAUAGGGGGGGUUGAGGAGGAGCAGAGCGCAGGUGGUGUGAUGGUGGGCAAUGGGGAGAAUUUCUGUCAUUAUUUGCAUUACGAUGGGGAGGGAGGGCCGGUGCACGACGCUUCAGAGCCGAGGAUGGCAGCGCCAAUGGGGUCUGGGCUAGGCCCUGCUUUGACUGACUACUGUGCUGAUGCUACUGGGUUUGAUACGCAGCAGGAUGUGAUAGUGCUGCAGCAACUGUGGCAGCAGCAGCAGCAGCAGGAGCAGCAGAAGCAGCAGCAGCAGUGGCGGCGGCAGCAAGAGCAGGAGCAGGCGCAGCAGCAGCAGCAGCAGCAGCAGCAGCAGCAGCAGCAGCAACGGCAAGAGCAAGAGCAAGAGCAGCAGCAGCGGCGGCAGCAGGAGCAGAAACAGCAGCGGCGGCGGCAGCAGCAACAAGAGCAAGAGCAGCAGUCACAGCAGAUGGAACAAGAACUGCUGUCGCUGACCGAUUCCUUCAUACAGAGCAACAACAGAGCAGCAUGCACCAAUACUGGUGUAAUCCGCCCUGCCUCAGCCAUGCUUGAGACCUUCUUUGCGAAUCUCCCUGCCACCCUCCCUGCCACCCUCCCUGCCACCCUCCCUGCCACUCUCCCUGCCACCCUCCCUGCCUCUCUCCCUUCCACUCUCCCUUCCACCCUCCCUUCCACCCUCCCUUCCACUCUCCCUUCCACUCUCCCUCCCACUCUCCCUAACACUCCGCCUCCCACUCUCGCUCCCGCUUUCCCUCCCACUCCCCCUCUCACUCUCCCUGAAGCCCCCUUUCCUUUUCCACUUGACUCAACCAUGUGGAUCUCAGACCCUCUAGCAGCCACCGGCCCCGACACGCAGCCUUGGUGCGCUCGUGAACCUUCGGAAGCGCCCGGCUUCUGCAAUGGAUUCACCACUGCUGGCUCCCCCUGCCCAAGCCUGUGCCCAAGCCACUGA
Messenger RNA from Closterium sp. Naga37s-1, 1026 nucleotides. The record is from the annotation of a GenBank genome assembly. NCBI's taxonomy places the organism in Eukaryota, Viridiplantae, Streptophyta, Zygnematophyceae, Desmidiales, Closteriaceae.